This is a messenger RNA of Engraulis encrasicolus (European anchovy), 5790 nucleotides long. It is a transcript of the gene pias4a, whose product is annotated as protein inhibitor of activated STAT, 4a. Gene Ontology annotation, biological process: regulation of transcription by RNA polymerase II; protein sumoylation. Lineage: Eukaryota; Metazoa; Chordata; Actinopteri; Clupeiformes; Engraulidae. Gene Ontology annotation, cellular component: chromatin. Gene Ontology annotation, molecular function: zinc ion binding; SUMO ligase activity; transcription coregulator activity. The transcript has 11 exons. The record is from RefSeq and is a predicted model, not a curated record. Bases 31 to 1566 code for a protein of 511 amino acids.
UUGCUCUCGAGGCUCUCGCGGGUCAGCAGAAUGAAGAUGGCUGCCGAACAAGUAGAAGCGAUGAAUAUGGUGAAGGCCUUCAGGGUGUCUGACCUGCAGACCCUGUUGGCCUCCAUGGGCCGCAGCAAGAGUGGCCUGAAGCAGGACCUGGUGAUGCGGGCGCUCAAGAUGGUGCAGAGCGAGUGUAGCCCGGAGCUGCUGAAGAGCGUGCGGCAGCUCUACGAGACGCGCUUCCCCAAGUCGGCGGGCUGGCUGGCGGCGCGCCGGCCGGAGGCCGUGCCCGUCAACUACUCGUCGUCCAUGGGCUCGGCCGCCCGGAGCCUGACUCAGUCGUCGCAGGGCGCCUCCGACUACCUCAACGGGGGCAGCUUGCCCAAGCAGGCCGUCGCCCCAUUGGCCGAGGUCAAGCUGGUGUCGCUGCCUUUCUACCACACGCUGGAGACUCUCCUGCCACCCACAGAACUGAUUGCGCAGAAUAAUGAGAAGCUGCAGGACAGUCAAUGCAUAUUCGAGCUCACACAAAGUCAAGUGGAUCAGAUCAGAAACUCAACUGAACAUCGACCAGGCAUAAAGUCAGUCCAGGUCGUCCUCAGAAUUGUUUAUACAGACUCCAUUGGUGUUCAAGAAGAUCAAUACCCCCCAAAUAUUGCUGUGAGAGUCAACCAGUCUUUUUGCCAUGUACCGGGUUACUACCCCUCUAAUAAGCCAGGCGUGGAGCCUCGUCGCCCCUGCCGCCCCAUCAACAUCACUCCCUGGCUGCACCUCUCCACCACCACCAACAGAGUCACCAUCACGUGGGGAAACUUUGGCAAACGCUACUCUGUGGCUAUAUACCUAGUGAGGGUCUUCACCUCAGCAGAACUCUUCAAUCAGCUCAAGCACGGUUCAGUGGAGAGUGCAGAACGCUGUCGUGAGCGCAUCCAAGACAAGUUACGCUUCGAUCCAGAGAGUGAGAUUGCCACCACAGGGCUGAGAGUUUCCCUCAUUUGUCCACUGGUGAAGAUGCGCCUGGGGGUGCCGUGUCGGGUGCUCACCUGUGCACACCUGCAGUGUUUCGACGCCGUCUUCUUCCUGCAGAUGAACGAGAAGAAGCCCACCUGGACCUGUCCAGUCUGUGACAAGCCUGCUCCCUUUGAGCUCCUCACCAUUGACGGGUUACUGUCGGAGAUCCUGAAGCAGACAGAGGAGGAGGUGGAGGAGAUCGAGUACCUGACUGACGGCUCUUGGAGACCAAUCGGAGACGAGCGAGAUAAAGACAAAGACCGGGAGCGCAGCAACACGCCCGUCUACCCGCUGGUUGACAUAUGUGCCUCCGAGGUAAACGGCCACUCUCCCGCCCACAGCAGCACCAGCCAGUCGGCCAAGUCGGGCUCGGGCAGCGCGGCGGCGCCGGCCGCGUCGGGUGUGGUGGUGGACCUGACGCUGGACGACUCCUCGGACGAGGAGAACGCUAACGGAGGCGGCGGCGGCGGAGCAGACACCACGGACACAGACGACAGUCAGGGCAGCCCCUCGCCCAAGAGAGGCCGAUACAACUACGACAAGGACUUAGUGACUGCCUAUUGAGCUGCCUAGGGCCACCGCCUGGCAAGACUGACAAUUCCUUUGGUGUGUUGGAGGGAGGGAGGGUGGCGAGAGGGGGAGACGGCCUCAACGUUUGAGCAAGGAGGUUUGUUUUUGAGGGUGGAGGGGCAAGUCUCUGGAAACGACUCCCUCUAGCCACCCCAACCACCCCAGCUCGUCACCAAUCAUUGUGGAGACACGUGCAGACAUUUGUACACACACACACGCGCACACACACACACACACACACACACACACACACACACACACACACACACUCUGACUGACCCACACCCAAAUGCACACACCUACUACACGCACUGUAAAACCUCUGGGAGUGGCUGUGCUUCCUUUCCGUCUUCACCACUGGAAACCAUCGGAGCAGCUCCCUGUCCCUACUCCACUCGCCCCUUCCCCUCCCUCCCCUCCCCACUCCACUCCAUCUCCAAGACACAAACAAGCAAGCUGUUUUGAGCUCCCCUCUUCUGCUGUAUCCUCCCUUUAAACAGAGACGAUAAAAACAAUAAGCGCCGUCAACUCUCCUUUGCCCCCUUCCUCCCCUCCCCCUCUCUUUGCUCUUUUUUUUUAUUUUAUUUUUAUAGUUCGUGCUGGACAUGACUGCUCUAUGUGAGCUCUCUGAAGGCGGCAGCAGGCACGGCAAAAUCUGACUAUCCCCUGCGCGCACCACCACCAUCACCCACACCAAACAUCCAACGAACCAGCCCCCAGCAUCCCUUCCUCAUCUGUGACUGUUCCUAGGUCAACGUGUUUAGCAGCAAAACAAACGCAAGUGUGGACUUGUGUGUCACCUCCCAGUGUUUUUAGGCUUGAUCUCUUUUCUUUUCUUUUAUCUCAUUUUGUCACCGUAUUCGCCCCCACCCCUCCCAAUCUUUUAGUUAUUACGAUUCUCUUUCAAGCCGUAGUAGCUAAUAAUAACCUACCUCAAUUCAAAUCGCAAACUUGACCGCAGAUAGUUCUUAGAAAGCUUUUGAGGGGUGACUUUAUGCUCCAUUGUAUCAGCAGCUAGGCUUAGAGUUGAUGAGGCUCUUUACUCUUUUACUUUCCUUUGGUUUCCUGUCCUGUUCCUUUCGUUCUACUCCACCUUGUUUAUCAGCUAGCUUGGGGUUGGGAUAACAGGAACCUGAUCGACCAAGGGGAAGUUACGUGGGCUGUCCGAAUGCUAAGGCUGUCUUCUUUCUGAGACUACCAUCCAGUGGCAGUGACAGUGGCACUGGCGGCCAUCUUAGCCUAAUAGAGCAAAUCAGACAAAAACAAAAAAAAACACUUUCUUUUUCCGAGGCCCUUGUUUGUGGUGGCAAGACGUGUUUUUACAUGUUUGAGUAACAAGGAGUUGUCAAAUGUGCAGGAGUCAGUUGUAAUUUUUUUUUUCAAGGCUAGAAUGUAUCAGGAGAGAGCAGAGGAGGGGGCUGAUGGCGGGUUGGAGAGGCUACAUGCAGAGAGCAGGCAGAGACGGGAAGCUUGAAUUUCAUGCCUAUAACACAGGUUGGUCCUGGAGGGUUUGUCUGCAGAAGCAGUGAAGGGGAGUGGCGUGUACAGUAGGAGGCCUACAACUGGAGCUUUUUAUAGUGGUUGGGGAAGGGGAGGAAGGAAGGUGCAUUUGUGUGCGGUUGCAUCUGUGGGGUGUAGGCUCCAUGUCUGGUGGUGCAGUUUGGUUCGAAAAAUGCGGUCCUCCCUCUCUGCAAAAGUAAGAGUCCGACACAUGAUGAGCUGACUGGUUAUUUUUGUUUGUUGCCAUUGUUCAAUUUUAUUUGUUUAUGUUCUUUUAAAAUGAUUCAGGUUGUGCUGAAGAGGAGGGCCCUGUCUUCUGUGCCUGGUAUUCAGGAGGGUGCAGAAUGUGGGCUGCCAUGAUGCACAAAGUGUACAUGUGUCUUUUUUAAAUGUUUUCUGUCCAGUCGGAAAAAUCUAUAUAUUUAUUGACCAUUUCUCCAAUCACGGUUUCAAUUUUUGGCUUUCCCAGAAAAGACAGCAGGUGUUAUUUGCACACGUGUCAUUUGAGGUUGCAAUGCUCUAUCCGUAGCCUCCCUCCCCACCACCACCACACUCCACUCUGCCACUGGCAGAGGAGAGGAGAGGGGAUGUACACGUACAUGGCUUUGAGCUGGGCUUGAGUGAGUCUGCUGUUGCUUUUCCCCUGCAGUACGCUGGCAAUUAGAUGCCGUUUGGCUUCUCUGCUGUCCUCUGGUUGCUUCCUCGCAACAUGUUGCUUUUGUUUGUUUGUUUGUCUGGACCUGGCAUUUGUAAGCAGAUCGAAACUUUUGUUUUUUUCUCUCCCCUGGAAGGCGGCACCCUGACUUGUACAAUGUUUUAAGUUGAACUCCCAGCGUGGAAAAUAAAUAAAAAGAAUUUAGAACUUGCAUGAGAGUUGGUGGGCCUUUUCUUUCUUUUAACCCUCUCCGGCUCAGGUAGGACUGGUGUAGUAGAUGCAACCCCAGACGCUACCUUGGAACCUGGUUAGAAGGGGCUGGGGAUGAGUUAGAACUUGCUUUCCCUUGUCUCCCUCUAUUUAUUUUUUUUUGUGUGGGACAGAAUCUGCACGUCAUCACUUUACUAGACCAGACAUCUCAACUGGCUUCAAAUCUCUGUUGGUAUUUUAGUUUGAAUAUGAAGGCCUCCAUCUCUGAUUUACUGGAUUUGUCCUUGUUCUCCUCCUCCUCCUCCUAGCCUCUUGAGCACUGCCUGUGUUUUUUUGGUAGGGCUUCAUAGAGCCUCCAGCCUCUGUUCUCACCAUAUUUGCUUUCUGCAUUCUGAAACUGACCUGAGCACAGACUUGAAUAGGCACUCAGUACUGUAAUGCAGCGUUUUUGUUUUGAGUUAAUAACUGAAUAGGGAGAAUGUUUUGGAGGGAUGUUGAGGAGCACAUCUGACAGCUCAAGUCUUCCAUUUUGGUGGAAUGGUCAUUGUGAGGCCUGGCUGAACAUGAAUGGUUAAUAUUUUGUGUUUGGACUGGUAGCAAGCUCGUUGAUCAGCUGGCCCAUGACUCGAAUAUUUAACAAGAUUGACACGUUCUCACAAGCGAAGGGGGACAAAUAUGUACGUAGGAUUUUUUUGUUUUGUUGUCUCAAGUCAGUCUUACCAGGGGAAAUCAGCCAAUGCGAUUUUAUAUCAGGAUUCAGUAAGUUAUUAUAGCCUGUUGUAGGCAAUUGUGAGCCAUGGAAACCCCUGUCAGGGAUACGGUUAGGGUGCUUCAAUACUGCUGUGAGGAAGAGCAAGCUUUGAUUUGUGUUCAUGAUUUUCAGGACCCUAAAAUGAAACCACACAUCAAUAACAUACAAAUCACCUACUGCACUCAGCUUGUGGCUGACGAGUUAGCACUGCUUUCUAGAAGUUUAAAUCCAGGCUUUGAGUCAUGCGUCAUGGCUUUGUGAAGGCCCCGUAGCUGUGUAUAGGGAGGCCCUGUGUCACUCUGCCCUCUACUGGAGAAACCAAACGGCUGCAAGGUCUCUUUCCAAUUGCAAGUUGCAAGAUCAAAAUCUUAAGCUGUGCUGGCACAUAAGCACAGGCUGGGGAGAGGUGCCAUGACAUGCAGUUAAGUUCUCAUCGCACAACUCUAAACUUUUACACGGGAAUCUGUACGUUUGACAGGUCAAAUAAUUUGCGUCUUACAGUCUGUUUAAAAAAAAAAACAUUUGCAAGAUGUGAAUUGAAAAUGUUUCUAAUGGUUUGAUUUGAAGGUCAAUUCACGAAUGCAAAUUGUAUGCUUGUUUUCUCACUUUUAAGACUGAGUAUUUGCUUCAUAGAAUGUCAUCUGUGGUCGAACUGAACCAGACAGGGCCUGCUGGGGUCGUUGAAAACGUUGGAGAUCAUUUAGGAACCAGAGGGAAGUUGGUGGCACAUCCCUUUUCCUUACAGUGCUUUAGGUAGCAUGGACAGUGGCUUGCAAUCCUUGAUGUAAAUGUUUUUUGUUCAUUGUGUCUUUUUAUAUGUUCAUAUUAAAAGCCAAUAAAAAAAGACAAAUAUUUUAUCAAGAUUUGAAAUGCCUCCAAUUGUUAAGUUGCGUAAGUUCAGACAUGACUCCUCAAUGCCACUGUACAUGUCGGAUACUGUUAGAGCAUGGGUGGGGUUGGGAAACUUGAGCAAAGAGGUUGGGGAAGGAGAUCUGAUUCCAUUGUCUAUUGUUGAAAUGGCUGAGAAAUGUAAAUCUGAAAAAUCGUAUUCUAACAUCUGUCAUUUAAUGUGUGCAAUUGAUUAAACUGAUUUUAAAAUCUA